This is a messenger RNA of Staurois parvus, 275 nucleotides long. The record is from the annotation of a GenBank genome assembly. NCBI's taxonomy places the organism in Eukaryota, Metazoa, Chordata, Amphibia, Anura, Ranidae.
GCCCCACAUGUUAACCCUUUCCUGCCCAGUACCAUUAGUACAGUGUCAGUGCUUUUUAUUAGCACUGAUCACUGUAUUGGUGUCACAGGGGAUAUCAGUCACACCAAGUCAGUUCCCCCAGUGUCAGAAUACCCAGCACAGUCCCACAGCUCCACUAUAAGUCUCUGAUCGCCGCCAUUACUAGUAAAAAAAACCAAAAUCCAGUAUAUAUACCGCCAUUUGUAAACGCUAUAACUUUCACAUAAACCAAUUAAUUUACACAUAUUGGGAUUUUU